Molecule: messenger RNA, 989 nt
Organism: Exaiptasia diaphana
Lineage: Eukaryota; Metazoa; Cnidaria; Anthozoa; Actiniaria; Aiptasiidae
Product: octopamine receptor Oamb-like
Exons: 1
Coding region: 93-989 (298 amino acids)
Biological process (GO): G protein-coupled receptor signaling pathway
Cellular component (GO): membrane
Molecular function (GO): G protein-coupled receptor activity
Source: RefSeq, a predicted model, not a curated record
UUGGGAGGAAGAAGCAGAUUUCCAUUCAACGGAACUUGAUUUGAUAACAAGACUUCCAUUUCGACGAAAACUGAGCCAUUGAAAGGGUUAAAAUGAGCGAAAAAGACUGCGAUCCAAACCUUCCUUUCAUUCAGUACAUUGUGUUCGUUUUCCUGGAAACCCUGUCUGGACUUSUAGCCAUUGUUGGAAAUGCCAUCGUUCUGUAUUCCAUUGCCAGAAUCCCAAGCCUUCGUAGUAUAUCCAACAUGUACAUYGCUUCUCURGCCUUGGCAGACUUCAGCGUAGGACUAAUCAUGAGUCCGAUUUACAUAGCUUUAACUACCAUCAGAGAAUGGGUGAACACUUCUCAUCUUCUMUACAAGCUAGAAAACUUUCUUUGGAUUCAGACUUUACUUGCCACAACGCUGAGCUUGUGYGCUGUUAGUAUUGACAGGUACUUGGCUGUGACUGCAGUAUUUAGGUACAAACAGAUCRUUACAAAGACCAGGAGUAUCGUUAUAAUAGGAGUAGUAUGGUUUAUCUCAUUUAUCUUCGCCUCAGUCAGCUUCAUGAUAUCCUCUUUCGAAGAAACGUCUGCUUUAUGGGUGAGCUGUCUCAUCUUCACCGUGAUCGUUCCAGGAUUUGUUAUCGGGUACUGCUAUUAUCGCAUUUUCAAGGCUGCAAAAAGACAAAUCAAAAUGAUAAACCAUACGUCAAAUUCCAUCAACGCUGCAGAAACGCUGCGAAAUCGYAAAACAGCCGUAACCAUUGGCAUUGUCAUCGGRAUAUUUUUCAUCAUGUUUACRCCAAAUUUCGUCUUUUCAUGGGUUGAACUGACAACUAAAGAUCRAUGCAAGAAAAUGAUAAUCUAUAGAUACUGGUUAUGGGCCAUUUAUGUUGCGUUUGUCAAUUCCGCGUGCAAUCCAUGGAUUUAUGCAUUAMGGAUGAAYGAAUUUAAGAUGGCGUUUCGUCGUGUUUUGUUGAGAAAGAACACUGUGAGUCCAUCAUGA